AUGGCAAAAAAGGAAAAUAUUACUAACGCUAAUGGAGCUAUUCUCAGGGCGAAGAGAAUAGAGCGAAAGACCUCAGGGAAACAUAGUAAAGAUGAAGUUACGAACUCUAAUUCCCAUGGUUCGAUGAAGAAGAGGCCUGCUCCUCCCCCCCUCUUCCUCAAGGCCUGUGCUGCAGGCAACACUCCACCGGAAUCAGCGAGAGGAGAUGCAGCGGCGACUUCAGUAACGGAAGAACUUUUCAAGUGA
Molecule: messenger RNA, 246 nt
Organism: Danaus chrysippus (African queen)
Lineage: Eukaryota; Metazoa; Arthropoda; Insecta; Lepidoptera; Nymphalidae
Source: the annotation of a GenBank genome assembly